CUGCCCCAACGAAAUCUCGCGCGCCGCCGCCUUUCUGCCCCAUCCAUCAAGCUUCAGGUGUUCUUCCGCAUUAACCUGCCCGGCCUUCAUCUUUCCGAUCGCAAGAUCUCCGCCUCCGCGCGCGAUCCACAUCUUUGACGGCACCGCAGCAAAAGGGGCCGGGUUGCAGAACCAAUCCGCGUACGUACGUCCGGACGGCCCUGGCCCUAGAUGUAAAAUCUGGAACUGGAGCCAUACGGGAUCUGAUCUUGCUGCAGCCUGCAGUCAGGAGGAUACUAGGUGGGUUAGCUUAACUGGGCCGAGGGAGGGAGGAACGACGAUGAUGAAUCGCCAGUUUGCCAACAUGAUAGUGCGCGAUGGCGGCAGGGGAAUCUACUCCCUAUGCCGUCUCGACCUCGCGCGGCAUCUCUUCCACCCUUCCACAGCAGCCGCACAAGCAGCAGCACCAGCCGCGAAAGCGAAUGAGACGAAGGGUUUGUUACUACUACCAACGACCUCGAGCUGCGGCGACCGUCUGCCCAGUCCCAGCAUCAAGUUCUCGAUCACUCCGGCCAUGGCCGGCUCGCCGUACAUGCAUUUCUUCUCGCUGCUGAGAGGGCAGGCGGAAGGCUCCGUCAUGUUCGUCCCCUGCUACGACAACCCCGUCCUGUACAACAUCGACAAGGAGUCCGUCGCCGGCGUGCCCCUGCCCAGCUUCCCCAAGCAGAGCGACUCCAUCUCCCUGUCCGUGGCCGGGCCUCGGGCACGCGUCCACCGCCAGUACGACGACGACGGCCAGCAGCAGCUCUAUGUCAUAACCAGAGGAAAUGGCGACGAUGGCUUCUUCGAGGUGCUGAACUACAGGAGGACCGGCUUCCCUUGGUAUGGUCGAUCUCAUGCUGGGCCCCUGUGGUGGAGCUGGAAGCCUCUGCCCUCCCCGCAGCUCUACGGACCGGCGUGCCCGCCGGACAUCGGCAGGAAAGUGUUCUCCCCCACCGCGGCGGCGGUGGUGGACGACACGACGAUCUGCGUGUCGUCCGUGGACGCCGGCAGCGCAUGCGCAUUCGACACGGCCAGGGGCGAGUGGAGGCAGGCUGGGGGCUGGGUGCUGCCCUGCGACGGCGCGGCCGAAUACGUCUCCGAGCUCGGCCUCUGGUUCGGCGUCGAGCACGCCAAGCGCAACCCCGACCACCGCCUGCGCGCCUUUGACCUCUCCUCCUCCUCCUCGCCGCCGGUGGUGCGGCAAACCUGGAGCUACCUCGAUCGCCUGCCCGGCGAGUGGCUUACGUCGCAGAGGCACCUGCUGAACCUCGGCUCAGGCAAGUUCUGCAUCGCCACCAGCUUUCAGAGCAUCGAGAGGCACCCAAACUCAUGGGGCUGCCAUUCUGACGACGGCCUGGAUGAUGACAUAGCGCUCCAUGACCUCACCGUCUUGACGGAAGUGGAGGUGGUGCGCCGUGGCGAUGAGCUCCACAUGAUCAACCACAAGCGCAAAAUUUACAGGCUUCAAGACGAUUUCGGUAUCCACUGCGUGCUCUGAGUCAGGGACUUGACCGAUUCAAACGAAAACUUUGCAUGAUGUGCAUCUAUACAUCCUUGAAGAUCAUUGCUGUUCUUUUUGUUAGAGUUUGGAGAUUGUUGUAGAUGUUGGCAACUCUUGCACUUAAAAUUGUUGGUUAUGCUAUCUGCUUGAAUAAUUGCAGCAAAUAUUUUGGCUUUUGAACAUAAAUAUU
Molecule: messenger RNA, 1712 nt
Organism: Triticum aestivum (bread wheat)
Lineage: Eukaryota; Viridiplantae; Streptophyta; Magnoliopsida; Poales; Poaceae
Exons: 2
Coding region: 320-1519 (399 amino acids)
Source: RefSeq, a predicted model, not a curated record